Messenger RNA from Dujonia railenensis, 1104 nucleotides. The record is from the annotation of a GenBank genome assembly. Lineage: Eukaryota; Fungi; Ascomycota; Pichiomycetes; Serinales; Debaryomycetaceae.
AUGAACGAAAUAGAUCCCCAGGACCCAAUAUUGAAUUGGCAGAUAUACCUGACUGAGUUUGAUCUACAUCGAGAGCUAAGCCAGGUAACUAAACGUGGGUCAGAUUCCAAGCCACAAGAGGGGGCCGAACUGGGUGCUGCAAAAGACGGUACAUUAGGUCGUUCAAAGCCUUCCUUAGAAUCUGACCUGGAACCGACCUCUCAAGCCUAUCAGCCGGCUGAUAUUGACUUGAGCGAUCUCGAUUCCGCCUAUGAUGAGUUCAUGAGAAAUUUGACUCCGUGCUCGUCCAUGUGCACAAUGACAUCCCAAGUGGUGAACAGUAUACCCUAUAGUGAAAGAGCUCUUGAUAGAAUAUUCAAUAGAAACUUGCACACUGAGCAGAAUGAAGAUGAGGAAACAGACAUCGAUGCAUCUGUUACUUCUACUUCUACUGCUGCCGAUGCCUGCGCUACUUAUUCCAACACCAAAAUAGAACUCCUCAGAUCUUCUACUGGUGAGAGAUAUGUUCUUACUUUGAACGAUUUGGUCGACUAUGUGCACAAAGAACUUUACGAAGAGAUCGAACAAUACAAGAUUACUAGAGAUAAAGUGCUUCAAAGUCUAACGGUGAACCACUUGCUCAUCUAUAUCCUAAAUCACGAUAGACUGGAGAAUCUUCACUACAUCGACCAAGUCAGAUUGUUCCACCUAGGUAGGUCUUACAAGGCUGACCGUGGGAUUUCAGACCCAAGGUACUUCACUCUGCAGUAUUUCCUCAAGGAUUUGAAUUUGAGGCUGUCACCUUGUUUCCACCUUUUCAUCGGUGAGCACGAGGCUGAUACCCAAAGUGAAUACUACCCUUCCACAGCCAAGAAAAUGCUACUUAAGUCGUUUGUUUGGAGAGAGAUUGUACGUCCAGUUAAUGUGUCGUCAACAUAUGCUGAGGCCUUAAUGGUAAAGUUGAAAAGGGUGAAGUCUAAUAUGCGUAUGCCGACGAGCACAAUAAGUGAAUCCGAUAAAUACUCACAACAGGUUAAUAGAGCCCAUGCGAAAUCUAGAAUAAAGAUAAGAAUUCAUCUCAGAAAGGUUUUAGGGGAGCUUUCCCACAAGGUUCAGAGAGCCUGA